UUUUCAUACUGUUCUUAUCGAUGGCCUCUGGCAUUAAGCAUCCUUCAUGGAACGUUCCAAGGGGAUGAGGCUGGAACUGGAGGCCUUCUUCCGUUCCCCUCCCCCUUUUUAUUACAUAAAGCUGACAACUGCAGAUUUGUCCCUUGCUGACACUCAGCCAGUCAAAGGAAGGAGUGCAUGUUCAUCCCAGCUUGCUGUGCUUUGCUGGGUCCUCCUCCAGCCCUAACUUUCAGCUCCAGUAACUUGAUACUGCUUGGCCGGGGCUAAUAGAAUCCCUCGCACAUUGGAAAGCGGCUUCAUGUACAGUCUGCAUUUCUUUUUUAAAUUGCUUUUUGAAAGGCUGCUGGUGGUUCUGCACACGUUGGACUGCAGAGCUCCUUGCAAAUGCUCCAGAUUGCAACUGCGAGCCGGAGGAUUACCAAGCAAAUCCAGAAAUUGAUUCUUUUUACCCCCUCUCUUCCUCUUUUUUUUUUUUUUUUUUUUUUUAAUUCAAGGCAGACAUGGCUAAAAUGGAAGGACUUUCUGCAGAGAGCAUCAAAGACUUUCUCUCAUCCAGCGAGGAGAAGGGUGGGCGAUCUAAAUCUAUUGUGGGAUUUGUUUGCAUUUUCCCUCUGGUGGCUUUGUUGGUUACUCUGAAAGAUCCAGUUGGAGCUGCAGCUCAGAAAUUUCAGGAAGACACCAUCUCGCCCAGCCUCCAGUGGGUGGGUGCCCCGGCUCUCCAAGGCCUCGCGCUCCCACACUUCCCCCGUGCCCGGAGAAAACGCUACACGCUCACACCGGGCCAGCUGAAAUGGGACCACUUCAACCUGACGUACAGAAUUGUGUCCUUCCCAAGAAACCUCAUCAAUGAGAGCGACACGCGGAAGGGACUGGCGGUGGCUUUCAGAAUGUGGAGCAACAUUUCACCCUUCAACUUCAAGGAGGUGCCACGCAGCUCGACGAGCGACCUGAUAAUUGGCUUCUAUUCCAUAAACCACACGGAUUGCCUGGAGUCACUCAUCCACCAUUGUUUUGAUGGGACGACAGGGGAGCUUGCCCACGCUUUCUUCCCCAAAACUGGGGAAAUCCAUUUUGAUGACCAUGAAUACUGGAUAUUGGGAAACACCCGGUUCAGCUGGAAAAAGGGUGUUUGGCUUACAGACCUGGUACACGUAGCAGCUCAUGAAAUCGGACACGCCCUGGGACUCAUGCACUCCCAGAACUCCAAUGCCCUGAUGCACAUCAAUGCCACUUUAACUGGGAAAAAGACCAUCUCCCAAGAUGACGUCUGGGGGAUUCAAAGACUCUAUGGCUGCACAGACAGACUAUUCCUAUGUCCACUGUGGACGCGGAAGGGUUUCUGUGAGACUCGUAUGAAGCUGAUGAAAAAGCAUUGUCCCGCCAGCUGUGAUUUCUGCUACGAAUUCCCUUUUCCAACAGUAGCUCCAACUCCUCCUCCACCCAGGACGAAAACCAAGAUUGUUCCUGAAGGCAGAAAUGUCACUUUUCGCUGUGGACAGAAGAUUAUUCAUAAAAAAGGCAAAGUUUACUGGUAUAAAGAUAAGGAGCUUCUGGAAUACUCGUAUCCAGGUUACUUAGCUUUGAACGACGACCACAUGAGCAUUAUUGCCAAUGCAAUUAACGAAGGAACCUAUACCUGCAUUGUGAAGAAAAAGCAAAGAAUCCUGACUACCUAUUCCUGGAGGAUUAGGGUUAGGCACUAACAAGGGACUUGAAUGACAAUUUCAAGUACUGCUAGUUAUGUUUCAGACAAAAAUCCCAUCCUCUUCCGCAUUUUAUGUUUAACCUCUGGCAGAGCACUCCAAUCAGCUGCUACCAUUGGUUGGGCAAAAAAGUAGGAUGCUGGGACUUGACUGAAAAACUCUCCUCCAAGAGUUUAGUAUUAAAGAAUUUAUCAAGCAUAUGGUCCUGCAAAAAGAGAAUUUAAAAGGGGAAAAAAAAUCUUGACGCCAAGAUGACCCAGGUAAUUGUGGAUCAUUUAAAAACUAACCGUUUGGUUGUAUUAAUGGAACUUGGCUUUAGAUUAAAAAUGGAUGUAGCAAUAGCUUUGCAUAUAUAUUUGAAACAAAAGGCGUGGUUAAUGUUCCAGGGUUUUUCUUGCUCUCAAGCAUCAUUUCUUUAUAAUCAAAUAACAUUCUAAAAUCCCAAUGUGGGGCAUUACAUGGGCUUGAAACAAGAGACCAAUCCGUGGCAGCAUUCUCCAGUGAUGCUGUCUUAUUCAAGCACUGAAGGAGUGUGCGUGUGUGUGUGGGGGUGGGUAUCUAAUUCUAGAAUGAACUUUUUCCAGGAACUCAUUUCCCCCCCUGUACAUUUUUCUGUGGUUUGCAUUUAUCACGAUGUGUUAUUUACCUCUGUCUGCAGCUUUGAAGCCUUCAUCCGAUGACAUUCUUAGAUAACAAGUUACCAAAUCACAGGCAUUUUUCUGUAUAAAUAAAACAAAUGAUAGAAA
Molecule: messenger RNA, 2449 nt
Organism: Pelodiscus sinensis (Chinese soft-shelled turtle)
Lineage: Eukaryota; Metazoa; Chordata; Testudines; Trionychidae
Gene: MMP23B
Product: matrix metallopeptidase 23B
Biological process (GO): collagen catabolic process; proteolysis; extracellular matrix organization
Cellular component (GO): extracellular matrix
Molecular function (GO): zinc ion binding; metalloendopeptidase activity
Source: RefSeq, a predicted model, not a curated record